AUGUUAAUUGAUCAUUUCUUCAAAUCCAAUGAGACCUUUAGCUACGAAGCGCUUCGUGCUGCUGGCUAUAGCAAUCAUGGCGGGGCAGAUCUCGGUGAAGUGAUAGCUAUCUGCUCCAAAAUCCGCCCAGGAAACGAGGAUGACUGGGUGCACGAAUGGCAGAAGGCUGCAGAACGAGCACUUUCCAAUGCUGAGCACUCAGAAUCUGUGAAAAACCAAAAAAGUGCCUACCAUGGAUACCUUCGUGCAUCGAAUUACUUCCGCACUGCCGAGUUCUUUCGCCGAGAAAAUGUCGACGAAGACAAAGUAUCUCAUUUCUUACAUGAAAGAUCGGAGGCUUCUUUUGAAGCGGCAAUGAAGCUAUCUACAUUUACAUAUGAGUCGAUCAAUAUCUCUUACGAAGGAACAUCAUUACCAGCCUACUUUGUUAGUCCUGAUAACACAAAAAAGCCUCGACGGACUAUUGUUUUAAACGGUGGCUACGACUCCAUCAUGAGUGAGGGGUGGUUUGCUAUCGGAGCAGCGGCCCUAGAGAGGGGAUAUAACUUCCUCGCAUUUGAUGGCCCCGGACAAGGUGCAGCUAUCCGACGACAGCAUCUGCACUUCCGACCCGACUGGGAGAACGUGCUCACCCCUGUUAUCGACUACGCUUUAACUCGUGUGGAAAUCGAUGCCAAUGCGAUAGUCAUCUUUGGGUGGAGCAUGGGUGGAUACCUAGUGGCACGAGGAGCAACGCGAGAGCACCGGGCGCGAGCCAUUAUUCUGGAUGAUGGUGUAUACGACUUUGGCUCGGCUUUCCGAGCUCAUCAGCCGUCAUUUAUUCAAGCGCUGGUUGAAAAACGUCACGAUUCAAUUUACAACUGGAUAUUCCACUGCGUACAAUCCUUUUCGACGGGGAUCCGCUGGGCGCUGCGCAACGGCAAAUGGACUUUCGGCGUGGAAUCUGCUGCGGAUCUGAUUCGCGCAGUCAACAAAUAUACCUUGGAGGGCAUUAGCCAAGAUAUUGUCACACCGUGCCUGAUACUUGAUGCAGAAAAUGACCACUUUCUGAAAGGCCAACCAGAAAUUCUUCGAAGAAAUCUGAACUGUGAACACCAACUCGUUAGUCUACGAGCCGACGAAGGUGGAGACGCCCAUUGUCACCCAGGGGCCUCCUUUCGGUUGCAUCAAGUUAUCUUCGAUUUCCUUGAGUCGCAAUUUGCAGCACAAAAACUGUAA
Messenger RNA from Penicillium cataractarum, 1218 nucleotides. It is a transcript of the gene psoB, whose product is annotated as hydrolase psoB. The coding region runs from base 1 to 1218 and encodes 405 amino acids. The transcript has a single exon. NCBI's taxonomy places the organism in Eukaryota, Fungi, Ascomycota, Eurotiomycetes, Eurotiales, Aspergillaceae. The record is from RefSeq and is a predicted model, not a curated record.